AUGUCAGAGAUUGAAAAUGAAAAAAGUAUUAUAGAAAUUCAUGAAGAGGAGGCUCAUGAUUUUGAUCCAGAUAAAGAUUCUUUUGAUUUAGAUGAUAUUUCAUUAGAUAGUGAUGAGGAAGAUGAUUGUGGAAAUAAAUGUGUUGAGAUUCUAUCAGAGUUACUGGCAUCUCAAUAUAAAAUUAACGAAAAAUAUAAUAGUGAAACAUUAACAAAUUUGGAAUCAUCUAUAAUUAUAUGCGAACACCAUAAAAAUUUAUUUGAAUCUAUUAAUAAAAAUUAUAACAGACAUUCUCAAUCCAAUAUAAUCUCCUCAAUUUUAACUUUAUUACCUAAUCAUAAAGAAAGCAAAGAAUUACUUUGUGACCAGUUUUUUGAGGAAUCUUCUAUUACAUCACUAGAUCAACAAAUUAUACUAUAUGAUUAUAAUAUACCAAUAACUAACAAUAAGUGUAUUGGUGAUGAUAAAAGGAAUUCUAUAAGAGAGGAGGAGGAUAAAAUAAUCAAUCAAGAAUAUUGUGAAUACCAACAAAGCUUGUAUGAUAACAAUAUGACUUCUCAACAAUCAUUAUCGUCAAUGCAAUUAUGUAACAAUUUUUCAAAUAUAAAUAAUAUAAACAUCUGUAAUAAAUCAUUUACUUCUAAUAAUGGGAGUAUUACAUCAGUAGAUCAAGUUAAAGUAAGGAAUAAAGAGGGACCACAGGUACCACCAAAACCAAAAAUUGAUAGUGUAAGAUUAUCAAUGGCUGCUGUUAAAGAUUCAAGUGAUUGGGAAUUGGAUGCAUUGUUAAAUGAAUUAAAUCAUUUAGAAGAUCAAUUAAAUAGUUCAACAGGAACAGAUCAAUUAAUUCUUGGAAUUCCUACAUUACUUCCUCCAUCAAAAAUAAAGAAAGAUAAUAACAUUUCAAUUAUAAAUCAAGUACCAAAGGAUAUUUCUACAAAAAUUUAUAGAGGUACCGAAUUUUCUAGACAAAAUGUAAAUUGUUUUAGUCCAGAUAUUGAUUCAGCAUUCGGUGAUACCUCUACUGAUUGUGGAAGUAAUUUUACCAGAACAACUGCUUCUGAUUUUUCAAGUAAUGAUUCAUGUAGAGGUAGUUUAAAUACACCUUCUCCAACGCAACAGGAAACAAUGACAAAAGCAGGUGUAGUAACACCACCAGCAUCAGUUGUUUCAUCAUGUUCCUCAUCUUCAGGUGUCUCUUCAACAUCUUCUAAUAUUAAACAAUGUCUUUAUCAAAAUAGUUUAUCAUCUCAAGCAUCAUCACCAAUAAAAGAAAAUUCUACUUUAACACCAGCACAAAUAAAAGCAGAAAAAAUUCGUGAAGCAUUAGAAAAAAUGAAAGAAGCUAAUAUUAAAAAAGUUUAUGUUAAAUUUUUUCUUGAAGAUAAUCAUACAAUAUCUCUUUUAAUUGAUGAAAGAUGGAGUUGUGUUGAGGUUAUGAAAGUUAUUGUUUCAAAAUUAGGGAUUUCUUUGCAUCCUGAACAUUGUAUUGUUGAGGAAUAUCCACAAUUAAGGAUAAAGCGUAUCUAUGAAGAUCAUGAGAGUGUUGUAGAAAAUAUACUUAUGUGGACACAAGAUUCACAAAAUAAAUUAUAUUUUAAAAGACAACAAGAUAAAUAUGCUUUUAUAUUAAAACCACAAAUCUUUCUUAUUAAUGAAAGAACAAAAGAAUAUCUUCCUAGUCCACAAAUUAAUUUAACAGCUGCUGAAAGAGAAAAAGUUUUGAAGCUUUUCUUUCAACCAGAUUCAACAUUACCACCAGAGAUAGAUGGAUAUUUAUUUUUAAAACAAGAUGGUAAAAAAUCAUGGAAAAGGCAUUAUUUUGUAUUAAGAUCAUCCGGUUUAUAUUAUUCAAUAAAAGGUAAAAGUAAAUCUCCAAAAGAUUUACAAUGUAUUAUGAAUUUUCAUUCAAAUCAAAUAUAUACAUGUACUGAUUGGAAAAAAAAAUAUAAAGCACCAACAGGAUAUGGUUUUUCUAUAAAACCACCACAAAUUCAAGUUAAAAAUUCUAAAUAUAUUAAAUAUAUUUGUGCUGAAACAGAUAUAUCAUAUAUGCAAUGGAUUUGUGCUUUAAGAAUAGCAAAAAAUGGUUAUGAAUUAUAUAAAGCAUACAAUGAUGGUAUGAGGAGAAUGGUUACAUCACAAUGUCAUACUCCUAUUAAAGUAGAAACACCAUCAAUAUCUUCAAGAAUAAACUCACCAAUGCCUCAUAUAUCUCAUGGAAAUCAUAUUUUUGAAAUGGGAAAUCAAAAUUCUAAUGAUAAUUCCAGAUCUAUCUCAACACCAUCAUCUAAGACAUCUAAUUCUGAACAAGUAUCAAUGGCUAGCAUGUGUUUUGACCAGGAUGACUGCGGUACAAUAAAAAGAUCUCCCGUUGAGGUAACAACACCACUUCUUAAUAUUAAAAAUAAUCAACAAGGUUCAAUAAAUUGUAAUGUAAAUUUAAGAGGAGAAAUUAUAACAGAAGAUAUAUACAGAAACAGUUGCAUAAGUGACAAUAGUUCACGACAAUUAUUUGUUGAUGAUAGAAGUGGUGUUGUUACACCUUCAAUAGAGGUUCCUUCCGAAGAUUUUGACAGCGAUGAGGAACCAUUACCACCGCCACCAAUGUCGGCUACCUUUGUAAGUGGAAGUGAACAGCAAGGACAAUAUCAAAGUUUUACACCUACAUCUUAUACAAAUAAUGGUACACCAAUAAAAUCUGCCUUAAAAAAAACACCACCACCUCCACCACCAAAAAGAAGUAACACAACUAGAUUACAAAUGACACAUGAUGUUCAUCAGAAUGUGUCAUCAUUUCAUAAUGAGUUACAAAAUGCAAUGAAUAGAAGAUUAAAUAUAUUGGAAAGAUCUUAA
This is a messenger RNA of Strongyloides ratti, 2856 nucleotides long. Its product is annotated as Pico. The transcript is spliced from 7 exons. The record is from RefSeq and is a predicted model, not a curated record. Gene Ontology annotation, biological process: signal transduction. Lineage: Eukaryota; Metazoa; Nematoda; Chromadorea; Rhabditida; Strongyloididae. The coding region runs from base 1 to 2856 and encodes 951 amino acids.